This is a messenger RNA of Porites evermanni, 1223 nucleotides long. NCBI's taxonomy places the organism in Eukaryota, Metazoa, Cnidaria, Anthozoa, Scleractinia, Poritidae. The record is from the annotation of a GenBank genome assembly.
GCUGGGUUUCCCUGGUAUUCCAGGAUCAAAUGGUAUUCCGGGAGUGCCGGGCGUCCCGGGGCCACACGGACCCCAGGGAAGAGAAGGUCAAAAGGAAAAAUUGGUGAUAAAGGAUCACAAGGAAUGCCCGGUGCAAGAGGAGACAGAGGGCGCGAAGGACCCCCUGGGAAGAGUGGACCCCGAGGAAUUAAGGGAAUGAAAGGUCAACAGGGACUUGAGGGAAUGAAAGGAGAGCAAGGAGCUGUGGGAAUGAAAGGAGAACGAGGCAUUGUGGGAAUGAAAGGAGUGCGCGGACCUGUGGGAAUGAAAGGAGAACGAGGCAUUGUGGGAAUGAAAGGAGUGCGCGGACCUGUGGGAAUGAAAGGAGAGCGAGGCAUUGUGGGAAUGAAAGGAAGAAAAGGAGACAAAGGAGCGAAAGGAGAAAGCGCCAAAGCAAGUCAAGCAAGUGUAGUACCACAAACCAACUGGAAACAAUGUGUGUGGAAAUCAUUGAGCAGUACUGAUAACGGAAAGAUUAAGGUAAAUAGAAUAAGAAUCAUAACACACUCCUAAGAAAAUUCAUUCUCUUUUAAAUUAAAAUGUUUCAAAGAAGAACGUCUCCUCUCUCACUCACCGUUUGCCAACACAUUACAUAAAUAACUAAGUUACCUUUCCCUCUACUUUGGUUCUUUUUUGAACGAAAAAAAGAAAACCAUCGCGCGUGAUAAAAUGAUCAGACCAUGUGGAUAAGGACAACAAAAUUUUAAGCUAUUACAGGUGUUUUUAAAAAAUUAGGAAGUAAUCAUGACUAGAGUUGUUAGUAUCAAUCAUUACACACGGUUGCUCGCCUUAUUACAAUAUGUUUGAUUUGUUUGCUUUUAUUCCAGGACUGUGCGUUUAACAAACUGCAGUCUAGUUCAGCGCUCAGAGUCUCAUUCCAGGGAAACAUGAUGGUUCUUGGUCAUGCUAAGUGUAACCGAUGGUAUUUCAAGUUCAAUGGAAAUGAAUGCAGUGGACCAAUGACGAUUGAGGCUGCUGUUCUCAACAUCUGGUCAUCUGUGAACCGUUAUCAGCUGUAUCAUCAUCGGUCAUUUGAGGGGUACUGUGAAAACAUUCCACAAGGCGCAGUUAGAGUAGAAUUAUGGGUAGGAAAGUGUAGUGGCCAAACCCUGGGUAACGCUGAUACUGGGUGGAUAUCAGUGUCCCGGAUAAUGAUUGAAGAAGUAUCUAGGCCCCAGUCCUAA